CCGUAGGGUAAGACAGCUGUAGCAGAAACUAUUUGUGUGAUGGUGGUGUGAGACGAGUAAGGAAGUUUGUAAUUUUGUCUACAGAAGUUGCAUUGAAUUUACUACCAUACAGAAAUGGCCCUUAGUGGCUUUGUCGAUUUUUUCCAAAAAGGAAAGACUUUUAAGCCAAAGAAAAAAUUUGAACCAGGAACCCUUCGCUAUUCUUUACACACUCAAGCACAAGCAUCAUUAAGUUCUGGAAUAAACCUUCGAGCAGCAGUUUUACUUCCCCCUGGUGAAGAUCUGAAUGACUGGAUAGCAGUGCAUGUUGUGGAUUUUUUCAACCGCAUAAAUCUCAUCUAUGGAACCAUUUCUGAUUAUUGCACUGAGGCAUCAUGCUCUACCAUGUCUGGUGGACCAAAAUUUGAGUAUCUCUGGGCUGAUGGUAAUAAGUACAAGAAGCCCACUAAACUACCUGCCCCCCAGUACAUCUCACUGUUGAUGGAAUGGGCUGAAGCACAGAUUAACAAUGAAACUCUUUUCCCUGUCAGCACUGAUAUCCCGUUUCCUAAGACGUUCAUCAGCCAGUGCAAGAAAAUUUUGACCCGCCUGUUUCGCGUAUUUGUCCACGUCUACAUACACCACUUUGAUCGUUUAGUUGCAAUUGGCGCUGAAGCACACGUCAAUACUUGUUAUAAACAUUUCUUCUAUUUUGUUCGGCAAUUUGAUUUAAUAGGUGAGCGAGAGUUGGAACCCCUUCAGGAGAUGACGGCUCACAUUUGCAAAGAUCCCCCUAUCGAGUGCAUCAACUCUCCGUCACGCUCUAACAAUCGAUGAUGACAACCCAGUCAAUGUAAAUAAGAAAAGAAAUUAAACAGGUGUGUUCCUUCA
This is a messenger RNA of Daphnia carinata, 870 nucleotides long. RefSeq names its product MOB kinase activator-like 3 (gene Mob3). The transcript has 4 exons. Gene Ontology annotation, biological process: signal transduction; positive regulation of protein phosphorylation. Lineage: Eukaryota; Metazoa; Arthropoda; Branchiopoda; Diplostraca; Daphniidae. Gene Ontology annotation, molecular function: protein kinase activator activity. The coding region runs from base 115 to 816 and encodes 233 amino acids. The record is from RefSeq and is a predicted model, not a curated record. Gene Ontology annotation, cellular component: cytoplasm; nucleus.